Messenger RNA from Sesamum indicum (sesame), 1317 nucleotides. Its product is annotated as agmatine hydroxycinnamoyltransferase 1-like. Gene Ontology annotation, molecular function: acyltransferase activity, transferring groups other than amino-acyl groups. NCBI's taxonomy places the organism in Eukaryota, Viridiplantae, Streptophyta, Magnoliopsida, Lamiales, Pedaliaceae. The record is from RefSeq and is a predicted model, not a curated record.
AUGAAAGUGAAAAUAGGAAGUUCUAAGCUUGUUAAGCCUUUCUAUGAAGGCAACCCCCCUCCGAUCACAGAUUACACUCCCCUAUCUGUCUUUGAUAAAGUCACUUAUAAUCAGCAUGAAGCUAAUAUUUGCGCCUACAAGCAUCCAACCCCACCCAGUGCAAUCAUUGAGUUAGGACUUAGAAAGACUAUGGCUGCUUAUCGUGAGUGUGCUGGAAGGCUCGGCAUAGAUGGCAAUGGGGAGCCUAUCAUUCUUCUCAAUGAUGAGGGUGUUAGGUUUGUGGAGGCGUCAGUUGAUCAUCCCCUCAAUGAAACAGUGCAUUUUCAAUCUUCACCAACUUUAUUGAGCCUCCACCCUAGCUUGGAAGGUGUGGUGGAGCUCUUUCAAGUUCAAGUCACGAGAUUCUCGUGUGGCUCGAUGGUGGUGGGGUUCACCGUCCACCACCUAGUGGCAGAUGGAUAUGCAAUGAGAAACUUCUUGAUUGCAUGGGGUGAAGCUUGUCGAGGGCUUGAUAUCAAUCCACUACCAUUCCGUGAUCGUACAAUAUUCUCCCCUCGAAACCCUCCGAAAUUUGAGUUUGAGCAUAGAGGGGUAGAAUACAUAACCAAGAACCUGGAAAAAGUGUUUCCUAUAAUUGAUAAUAAUGUGGAGGAUAUUGUGGUCCACAAAGUUCAUUAUUCCAAGGAGUUUCUUUCCAAGCUCAAGGCCAGGGCAUCCUCAAUGAAUGGAACAAACAAGCCCUUCAGCACCUUUGAGAGCCUUGUGGCUCAUCUAUGGAGAGCUAUAACUAAGGCGCGUGGCUUAAAUGGCUUUGAGACAACCCAAGUGAGAAUACCGGUGGAUGGUCGUUAUCGACUGAAUCCUAGGGUGCCAAAUGAGUAUUUUGGCAAUUUGGUCCUAUGGGCAUUUGCAGGAGCUAAAGUGGAUAACCUUUUACGCGAACCUCUUUCAUAUGCAGCCAAACUUUUACAUGAGGCGGUCAUGAAGGUGGAUGAUAGCUAUUUCAAAUCAUUCAUCGAUUUUGCCAAUUAUAAGGUGAAGGAGGAAGAUCUUGUCCCCAGUGCAAUGCCGGACACAAAAGAAUCAAUUUUGUGGCCAAAUUUGGAGGUUGCUAGCUGGCUAAGGUUCCCAUGCUACGACCUUGAUUUCGGAGGUGGAGGUCCAUACAUUUUCACGCCCUCCUCCCCGAUAGAGGGAAUGAUAUUUCUUCUACCAUCCUUCACGAGAGAUGGAAGCAUUGACGUUCUUGUCCCUCUAUUUCGAGAAAAUUUGACAACCUUCAAACAAAUUUGCUAUUUUCAAUUGGCCAACUUGUAA